UGACGUAUGCCAAUUAUGUUUGGUUAGAAAUAAAAUUGAAUUGAUUGUAAAAAACCAGAAAAUUUUAAAUCUGUAAAUAAACUGCAAAUAAUAUAUUAAUGGAUAUUGAAAAAACUCAUUUAGAAAAAACUUUAGAAAGUUUCGAGCAAGAGGAUUUAUUUAGUUUAAUUUUAAGAUAUUGUUUAUUUGUGGGAGCCCUCUUCCAAAUGGUAUGCAUUGGAGCGUGUAUAUUUUUAAAAGAUCCUAACGGUGAAGCUAUGGCUCCUGAGUUUCGUAGACGCGAAUCAGAAGAUUUAUCGAACAAAAGGCAUCACAAGCAAAGAAGGACUGAAAAGAAGAAACGUCGUUAAAUAUGUUUAAAAUUGUUAAAUUCCAUCUACUACACUCAUUCCAAACUUCAUUUUAAUAUAAAUUAUAAGGACAUAAGGUUUUUAGCAAUAAAAUUUGAUUUAGUUUUACCAUGAA
Messenger RNA from Condylostylus longicornis, 465 nucleotides. RefSeq names its product protein anon-73B1. The record is from RefSeq and is a predicted model, not a curated record. The transcript is spliced from 3 exons. The coding region runs from base 99 to 350 and encodes 83 amino acids. Gene Ontology annotation, cellular component: membrane. NCBI's taxonomy places the organism in Eukaryota, Metazoa, Arthropoda, Insecta, Diptera, Dolichopodidae.